AUGACCAACCGCUUGCAGAUCCGGGGGGAGUCGGAGGCAAUUCUACAACGGCUCCGCGAGCUUCUACGGCAACUCAGCAAUCCGAAGAAGCUCCACGUGGAACAGCGGAAGCAUCUGUUUCAUCCUUUGCACAAGGGUGCACCAGUCCAGGGUGAGAAUCUGGAAUUGGACCGCGUCACAGUGGGGUUCAACCAGAGCACUGGGGAGCGCUUUGUGUUAGAGGACCGUUGGACGGCUGCUGUAAAAGAUCCCCAGAAAGACCAGUGGAAUGGUUGGGCAUUCUUCCGGGUUAAAUCUUUCAAUGUGCCUGGAGGUACCGGAUUUGACCAUCCUGAUCGAGUUCGAGGUGAUCCUUCUGAACAAGUUCGAGGUGAUCUUUCCGAACAAGUUCGAGGUGAUCCCUAUGGAAACUUGGUUAUGAAAGGGCGACUGCAGCAAGUGCCUCAGCAGAUGCCGGUGACUCCUGGGUAUGGCCGUGGUACGGCAAGGGAUCGUGCCCGCCUAGUGGUUGAUGACUUGGAACAUUGGGGAGUCGUUGGUGGUGAAGAUGCCGAUGAUGAUGCCUGGAGCCACGUAACCGACGUCUGA
This is a messenger RNA of Cladocopium goreaui, 588 nucleotides long. Lineage: Eukaryota; Dinophyceae; Suessiales; Symbiodiniaceae. The record is from the annotation of a GenBank genome assembly.